Colletotrichum spaethianum is the source of this 1299-nucleotide messenger RNA. RefSeq lists its product as uncharacterized. NCBI's taxonomy places the organism in Eukaryota, Fungi, Ascomycota, Sordariomycetes, Glomerellales, Glomerellaceae. The record is from RefSeq and is a predicted model, not a curated record. The transcript is spliced from 2 exons. Bases 1 to 1299 code for a protein of 432 amino acids.
AUGCCAUCGCCGGCGCCGCCGUUCGGACCAUUAGUAGAGACAAUCGACAUCACGGAGUUGUCGAAGCCAGCUAUGCAGUUCGAAGCCUCCGCUCGGGUUACCGACUGCAAGCUUGUAGCGUCGUACAACUGGCUCGACAGGGCGGCACCAUCGGUCUUGAUCCCAGGUGCGCCGCCCAAAUGGACGCCUCUUCUAGAGCGUCGGAGACUCCUAGAAGACAGCGGUGUCUACUACCGCGACAAGAACGCUGCCCGGUACCCGGCCCAUCCGAUGGAGCCGGCCGCUCAGGCUACCCUGACGAUGCAUCCGGAGCCCUUGACAAAGCCGGUGGACAUUGUCGCCUGCGGGAGCACCAUCGGAAAUCUACUCCGGUUCGUUCGGGGCGACGAGCGGCCUUUCCGAAUGCUCGUGGAGGUAGUCGCUGGCGCCGUGCACUUGAUCCGGAGAGAAAACUCGCCCACAGAGACGAUCCCCAGCGUCAGAGGUUUCGGCCACACGUUCCCUGAAGCCUACACCACCUGGGACGCUAGUGCCCGCGGGUCGGCAUCGCAUCAGCGUGUCCUUCGGUAUGACUUUGGCGGUCUCAGCUGCAUUGUCCGGCACGAAGGUGACGGCUACCUCCAGGACAAAGUCGGGCCGUCGUCGAACGCAGCUCGCCCAGUUGGCCAUGAGAAGGGCUCUGUUGACGCGCUGAUUGAAGGCUUGGGCGCCAGUGAGGUGAACUCCAAGAUUCCCAGGCAGUCGUCUCAGCUGCGCCUGCAGUCCGGCGGGUUCCAAGUACCCCAGUCAGCCGUGUUCGACCUCAAGACCCGGUCUAUGUUCCGCAAGGGCAAAGACUUCCUUGCAGAGGAGCUUCCUCGGCUGUGGGUGGCACAGACCCCCAACUUCAUCCUGGCGUACCACGAGCGGGGUGUCUUCACCGAGAUCGAUGUCAUGGAUGCGUCCGAGGAGGUCAAGACGUGGGAGAAGUCGAUGAACCGGGAGCUUUCCCAGCUGGCGGCGCUCUUGCACCGCAUCGUUGGGCUUGCUCGUGCGAGCCAAGGUGGACGACUCGAACUCAGGCGACAGGCGCUCUCGACGCUCGAUGUUCGGGAGCAAUGCCCCGGGCUGUCUCCCGCCUUCUCAGUCGACGUGAUGGCCAGGUGGAAAGCCUGGCUGGCUUCGGAUGUCAAGAGCGAAGUGAGCGAUGAUGGCGACAAACAGAAAGAGGAGGAAGACGAGUUCUCAUGGAGCGUUGGAGAUGACAAUUAUACUGCGUGCUCGGAGGAGUGUUCCUACUGCGGCAAAUGCACGUACUAG